Molecule: messenger RNA, 390 nt
Organism: Hydra vulgaris (swiftwater hydra)
Lineage: Eukaryota; Metazoa; Cnidaria; Hydrozoa; Anthoathecata; Hydridae
Source: RefSeq, a predicted model, not a curated record
AUGGCUGAUUGGGGAUGGGGUUUCACUAGAGGUGAAGUAAAAGAUAUAAUACAAGAUUUUCUCACAACAAACAGUAUUGAAACACCAUUUAUAGAUUCUCGACCAAGUAAAGACUGGUUGCAUGCCUUCUUGCAAAGAAAUCCCAAAAUUACUCCAAGAAAAACUGAACACUUAAGUAAUUCAAGAAGCGAUGCUGAAAAUCCUGAAACUAUAAAAACUUGCAACAACACUCUAUGCCCUAAUUGUGGUGGAUGUAGAAAUAUAGGUGAUCAGUGGGUGUGCUGUGAUGUUUGUGACAUCUGGUAUCAUUUAAAAUGUACUACGAUAACUGAAUUAGAUAAUGUUAAAGUCAUGGAGUGGAAGUGUAGCGAUUGCUCUAAGCCUUUGUAA